Messenger RNA from Drosophila navojoa, 3223 nucleotides. RefSeq names its product Retinal homeobox domain-containing protein Rx (gene Rx). Gene Ontology annotation, molecular function: DNA-binding transcription factor activity, RNA polymerase II-specific; RNA polymerase II transcription regulatory region sequence-specific DNA binding. Lineage: Eukaryota; Metazoa; Arthropoda; Insecta; Diptera; Drosophilidae. Gene Ontology annotation, biological process: regulation of transcription by RNA polymerase II. The record is from RefSeq and is a predicted model, not a curated record.
CUGCCUUGGCACCGUGCGCAACGUAUUUCGGUUACGGUUCUUGUGGGCAUAACAGUUACUAAUUGAGAUAACCGACACGCAAGCCGUCGCAACACAGAAGGAACUCUUGUCAAUUUUGUGCGUGUGCGUGUGUGUGCCAGUGUGAGUGUGUGCGACUAAUAAGAAUUACAAUAAGAAUAUUUCCAUAUACACAUAAAUAUAUAAACAAUGGAUAUCAAGACGAGAGCUGCAACGCCGCCUAUGCAAGCUACCGCAGCUGCUGCUGCUGCUGCUGCUGGCGUUGUGGAGGCUGGCUCAGCCGGUGGCAGCCUGGCAGCCUCCAAUGUGGAGCACAAGCAAACGUUUCAGCACAUCUUCGAGCAGCUGGCACAGCAGAGCGGCGGCCCGCACAAAAUGGCGCCCAAACAGUUGGAGCAUCUGCGCCAUCUGUUGGCCAAUGUGCGAGACGCGAAGAACUUGCAGUUGAUUGUGGAGAAGUUCAAGAAUCUGGAGCAGUUCCAAGACCAUUAUGCUCACCUGGGCAGCAGCAAUGGCAACAUCAACAUCAACAACAACAACAACACGCUCAAGGACAACGCACGCAAAUUCGGAGCUGGCGGCCAGACUUUGACGCCCCGCCACACAAUCGACGCGAUUCUCGGACUCAAGAAUCGCAAUGGCCAAGCGCAGAGCCAGCUGCAGGCAGCAGCCGAGGGCAGCAGCGAUGGUGAUGGCGAUGCGUCGAUGGCUGAGGACGAUGCCACCGAUCUGCGCUGCAGCAGCAUGUCGCUGACUCAGCUGCGCCACAUGGACAGCCACAUGGCCAGCAUGCUGCAGCAGCACUCGAAGAACGGCCUGAGCUAUGGGCCGCCAACACCGCCGGCGCCACCGCCGCAGCAGCAGCAGCAGCCACAGCCGCCGCAGCAGCAGCAGCAGCACCCGUUGCAGUCGCCGCAUCAACACGGCGCUGCCUUUGGCUACCACAAUGCCUUUGGCUACAACCACGGCGGCGCCACACACUUUGGCCACCAGGAGGAGGCGGCGGCGGCCGGCAACUACCUCAACUCGAUGCACCAGAUGGUGGAGGCCAAUCAAUUGCAGCCGCAGUCGCAGUCGCAGUCGCAGUCGCACUCGCAGGUGGGGCACAUGGGGCAGCUGGCCCCGCCGCCGCCCUCGGCCGCCGUCUACGGCAGCCACCAGCAGCACUUGGCGGCGCUCGCUGCGCAUGCGCAGGAGCAGCACAAUAAAUAUGCCAAAUCAUCGUCGCCAGCCUCCGCUGCUGCUGCUGCUGCUGCCGCUGCUUCUGGCAGCUACUUUCAGCCGGAGGGGCAGGGCUCGGCAAUUGGUGCGAGUGGAGCACGCGACUACGACGAGCGUUCAAUGUCCUCGGGCAGCGAGCUGGAGGAGGACGAGGAGCAUGAUGCCGCGAAGCUGCAGCACGAAGCGAGCAUCAACAUCGAUGUCACCUCCCCGCCCACGCCGCGGCCCAUCGGCAGCAGCGGCAGCGGCAGUGGCAGUGGCAGUGGCAGCGGCGGCGGCAACAAGCGCAAAUCCACCUUCAUCGACGAUAAUGAAGCGAAAUUAGCCAACGGUCAGUCGAUGGCCAAUUAUGGCAUCAGAGCGCGCAGUCUCGACGAGGUGCAACAACAACAGCAACAACAACAACACCAGCAGCAGCAGCAGCAGCAACAGCAACAACACUUUCAGCAUGAAUAUCGCAAUAACAAUAGCAACAACAACAACAACAUGGGCAACAAUCAGGUGGAGCAUGUGGAGCGUCUGAAUGGGGACAAUGACAGUUUGGUCAACGGCAGCUGCGCCUCCAGCGAGGAUCUCAAUCAGACCAACAGCAGUGAGCAGGGCGAGAAAAUUACAUCCGGCAGCGAUGAUGAAGGCCAGGAUGAUAACUGCGCCAAGAAGAAGCAUCGCCGCAAUCGCACCACAUUCACCACCUAUCAGCUGCACGAGCUGGAGCGCGCCUUUGAGAAAUCGCACUACCCGGACGUCUAUUCGCGCGAGGAGCUGGCCAUGAAGGUGAAUCUGCCUGAAGUGCGUGUCCAGGUCUGGUUUCAGAAUCGACGCGCCAAGUGGCGUCGCCAGGAGAAGUCGGAGAGCCUGCGCCUGGGCCUGACGCACUUUACGCAGCUGCCGCAUCGCCUGGGCUGCGGCGCAUCCGGCCUGCCCGUCGAUCCGUGGCUCUCCCCGCCGCUGCUGAGCGCGCUGCCAGGUUUCUUGUCGCAUCCGCAGACCGUUUAUCCCAGCUAUCUGACCCCGCCGCUGAGCCUGGCCCCGGGCAAUCUGACCAUGAGCAGUCUGGCUGCCAUGGGCCAUCACCAUGGGCCGCCACCGCCACCGCCACCGCCGCCGCAUGGGCCGCACAGCGGUCAGCUGCCGCCGCCGCCGCCGAACGGGCCCCAGCCGCCGCCCCCACCCCAGCAUCCGCAUGCGCACGCCCUCGCCGGCCACCAUGCGGUGCCGCUGUCCCAUCUGUCGCCGCACCUGUCACGCAUGUCACCGCAUGCAACGUCGCUGACGCCGCUGCCCCCGGCGGCGACGACAGCGACUGCUUGCUCGACCACCUCGUCCUCGUCCUCGUCGCUGGAGUGCAGCGGCCCAGACGUGUGCAUGUCACCACAAAACCUCAGCAUUUCGAAUGCCGACUCCAACGGGGAUCUGCGCGACUGCAGCGACGCCGAUGCCGGCAGCGGCAACGGCGCCGGCGGCCACGGCCUGGAGAAGUGCAGCAACGAGCUGCUCGACGUCGGCCGGGAGAGCCCUCCGCCCACAUCCUCCUCGCUGGCCCUCAAGCGCGCCUCAGCUGGCACGCCGCCCUCGGUCGACAUGCGCAGCAACUCGAUUGCCACGCUGCGCAUCAAGGCCAAGGAGCAUCUCGAUAAUCUCAACAAGGGCCUCGUCUCCAUGGUCUGAAUGGUGCAGCAAUUCUCACAAGUUUAACCCGAAGCAUUAGGCCUUAGUUCUUCAAUCACAGAGAUUUAUUAUAUAUAAUCAUAAAUGUUUAGUUGCUUGAGAGUUUUAGUUUAGAGAAUUUCAUCGUUGUAAUCUAAUUUCUAUUAGAACAGAUCAGAUCAGAGCAGAGCAGAGCAGAGCGGAAGUCCCAGUGAGUAAAUGGUCUUUUAAAUCAUCAAAACAAAUCAAAUAAUAAUAGGAUUUUAAUGUGCAUAUAGAGCUAUUUGUAACGUCUCUCUAAUUCCUAAAGACAAACACUAACUAUAAUAAUAAUGAU